Molecule: messenger RNA, 3363 nt
Organism: Fundulus heteroclitus (mummichog)
Lineage: Eukaryota; Metazoa; Chordata; Actinopteri; Cyprinodontiformes; Fundulidae
Product: leucine-rich repeat-containing G-protein coupled receptor 5A
Exons: 20
Coding region: 68-2869 (933 amino acids)
Biological process (GO): G protein-coupled receptor signaling pathway
Cellular component (GO): membrane
Molecular function (GO): protein-hormone receptor activity; G protein-coupled receptor activity; protein binding
Source: RefSeq, a predicted model, not a curated record
GGAAACUUUCCCCCCCACCACCUCCCCCCCUACCCCCCCUCCCAUCCGUGGAGAGCCCGUGCGGGACAUGCGGGGGUUUGGGACUUUGCUGGCUGCGCUCGCGGUCCUCUCGGCCGGGCUGAGGAGCUCCGAGGCCGGGGCGAGGAUCCAGAAAGCGGCGGUGAGCAGCUCCGCGCUCGGCCGGGAGGAGAGCUCCAUAACAGCGGGACAGCCCACCUGCCCGGACCGCUGCCGCUGCGAGGGGGACGGGCUGCUGCACCGGGUGGACUGCUCGGACCUGGGGCUCCGGGAGGUGCCGGGCAACCUGAGCGUGUUCACGUCCUACCUAGAUCUCAGUAUGAAUAAUCUGACUGUGAUGUCCAGCGGAGCUUUAUCCAACCUGCAUUUCCUGGAGGAGCUCCGUUUGGCAGGAAACGAUCUGUCCUUCAUCCCCAGAGGAGCGUUCAACGGCCUCUACAACCUUAAAGUGCUGAUGCUACAGAACAACCAGCUGAACUCUGUUCCCGAUGAAGCAUUUAACAACCUUCACAACCUUCAGUCACUCCGUCUGGAUGCCAAUCACAUCUUCAGCGUCCCACCUGGAUGUUUCUCUGGGCUGCGUUCACUUCGCCACCUCUGGUUGGAUGAUAACUCUCUGACGGAGGUCCCAGUAAAGGCUCUCGGAGAGCUGCCGACCCUGCAAGCCAUGACGCUCGCCCUCAACCACAUCACUCACAUCCCCGACCACGCAUUCAGCAAGCUGGGACGCCUGGUCGUGCUGCAUCUCAACAACAAUAGGAUCGUUUCCAUGGGCACCAACUGCUUCCACGGACUCCACAGUUUGGAGACGUUGGAUUUAAACUACAACAGCCUGGUCGAGUUUCCUACGGCCAUCCGCUCACUCAGCCACCUCAAAGAGCUGGGUUUUCACAGCAACAACAUCGAGUCCAUUCCAGAGCAUGCCUUCACGGGGAACCCCUCACUCAUCUCUCUAUUUUUCUAUGACAAUCCAAUUCAGUCUGUGGGACGGUCGGCCUUUCAGAACCUGCCGGAGCUUCGGACGCUAUCUCUGAACGGGGCGGCAGAACUCACCGAGUUUCCAGAUCUGACGGGAACCAAAAGUCUGGAGAGCCUGACCAUCACUGGAGCUCGGAUCACGUCUCUUCCCAGUUAUAUGUGUGAGCAGCUUCCAAACCUGCAGCUGCUCGACCUCUCGUAUAACAAGAUCCAGACUCUUCCGAGCUUCUCCGGCUGCGAGAGCCUCCAGAAGAUUGAUCUCCACCACAACGAGAUAGAGGAGCUGAGGGAGAACACCUUCACUGGUCUGAUGAACCUUCGCUCGCUUGAUUUAUCCUGGAAUCGGUUGGCAUCCGUGAAGCCGAACUCAUUCUUCGCUCUGACGGCUCUCUCCAAACUUGACCUGUCGUCCAAUCAGCUGUCUUCUCUGCCUCUUGCUGGUCUGCAGAGUUUAACUCACAUUCGGCUGGUGGGAAACGAUCAGCUGAUGGAGUUAAUACCCCGAGAGGACCUGCCACGAGUCAGGGUGAUGGAGCUUCCUUAUGCCUUCCAAUGCUGUGCCUUCAUCUCCUGCGAGAAGAGAGGAGCAGAAGGUGGAGGUUCAUCCUGGGAGAUGGAGGAGGGAGCAGACUCUGCUGCAAGAGACACAUCCUUCCUUUCCAGUCACGCCGACCAGGACUGGGAGGAUUUUCUGUUGGAGUUUGAAGAUGAAUCCAAACCUCAACAAUCUGUUCACUGCAGCCCAACUCCAGGACCUUUCCGUCCCUGCCGCCAUCUUCUCGGCAGCUGGAUGAUCCGGGGCGGGGUCUGGCUAAUCGCAGGAAUCUCAUUGGUCAGCAACGGACUCGUCGUCCUAUCAGUCUUCUUUUCUCCCGCCAGCCUGGUCACGCCCCCCAAGCUCCUGAUUGGCCUGCUGGCUCUGGUGAACGGCCUGAUGGGCGUGUGGGUCGGCUGGCUGGCGGCAGUGGACGCCCGGACGUUUGGCAGCUUCUGGAGGUACGGGGUGAAGUGGGAGAGCAGCUUCCUGUGUCGCCUCAGCGGCUUCCUGUGCGUGUUUGCGUCUCAGACGGGACUCUUCCUGCUGACCGCCGCAGCUCUGGAGCGAUGUUCGUCCGCCGCCGGCGCCACACGGAGCGGCAAAGCCGACAGGAGCAGCGGUCAAUCUUCGCCGCCGCUCUUCCUCCGUUUGUCCAUCGCUCUGUGCUUCCUGCUCGGCCUCCUCAUCUCUCUCCCUCCGCUGAUGGCCGGUCUCGGCAGCUCCUCCUUCUGUUUGCCGCUCCCUUCGUCAUCCUCCUCCUCCUCCUCCUCCUCCUCCUCCAUGGCCUUCUCCGUCUCCUUGGUGCUCUUCGACUCGCUCUGUUUCCUCGUCAUGACGCUCGCCUACACUCGCCUUUACUGCCGCGCCGGCAAAGCUCCGCCAGGCUCAGACGAGGAGGCGGCGCUGACUCGUCACGUCGCCUGGCUGCUCUUCUCCGACUGCCUCCUCUACCUCCCCGUCGCCUUCCUCUCCUUCUCCUCCGUCCUGCAGCUCCCCGCCGCCGGGCCGGAGGUGGCGAAGGGAGUCCUGCUGCUCGUGGCGCCGCUCCCGGCCUGCGUGAACCCACUCCUCUACCUCCUCUUCAACCCGCUCGCCCGGGGGGAGCUGGCAGCGCUGGCGACGCACACCUGGUUGGGUACGGUGGCGUCGAAGUUACGAAGAAGGGGAGCGGCUGGAGGGCGGCCGCUUGAUUCGACGUAUGACGAGGACGCGGAGAAGCAGUCGUGUGACUCGACACAAGCGCUGGUGGUCGUCGAAGGUGUGAAGGAGGAGGAGGAGGAGGAAGAGCAGCGAAACAAGACGCAACAGUUGGUGUCAGUCGCCCAACGGCGUUAAACGGACACAAAACCCAAACGUGUAGCGUUUCUAGAUCUCACCUGACAAAAGCUCGAAUAUCGAUCCCAGCUGCUGUAAAACAAAACGUUUUAGUUUGUAAGUCGUUGCUCUGACAGAAACCUGCUUUAAAUGGGAGGUUUUGGGGUGUAAUCUUUAAAGUCUGGUUCAUUUUACUGUUUCGGGGCAUCAGAAACCCAAAAGAAAAGUCACCAGAUUUUAAAAUAAGGUGACAACAAACCAUAAACUACACUACGUCGUACAGCCCUCUCUUCUGUCCAGUUUUGCUUCACCUGAUUCACAGCAUUCCCUUUAGAUUGAAGUCUGGACUUUGACUAGGCCAUUGAGUAACCUCAUCUUUAUUGAGCCAUUCUGAUGUAAAUCCAGUGCUGUGUUCUGCUGUUGACCCAUUUCUGUCUAAGCUUCACUUGUCAGACAAGACUGACUCAUAUUUCGCUCCAAAAUAAUUAAAACUCAAUAAAAAUUUUAUAUAGCGC